UUGAUACCAAGAUGUGUCAAGAUUUAGUACUCAGUCCAGAAAAGGAAACAUUAAACCCUCUCUCUCCUUUAUGAAGGGCUGCCUUUGCCCUGACAAAGCCGCUCAAGAUGAACAUGGUGAAAAGGAUCAUGGGGCGGCCGAGGCAGGAGGAGUGCAGCCCUCAGGACAACGCACUCGGCCUCAUGCACCUGCGGCGCUUAUUCUCGGAACUCUGCCACCCUCCUCGUCACAUGACCCAGAAGGAGCAGGAGGAGAAGCUCUACAUGAUGCUUCCUGUGUUUAACAGGGUCUUUGGAAAUGCUCCACCCAGUAGCAUGACGGAGAAGUUCUCUGACCUGCUGCAGUUCACCACCCAGGUGUCACGCCUCAUGGUGACCGAGAUCAGACGAAGGGCCUCUAACAAAUCCACUGAGGCUGCUAGUCGAGCGAUUGUCCAGUUUUUGGAGGUGAAUCAGAGCGAGGAAGCAAGUCGGGGAUGGAUGCUCCUCACCACCAUAAACUUGCUGGCCUCCUCCGGACAGUCAUCACAACCCGCCCCCAAUCAGGAGAAGACUCCAGGCCAGGGCCACACCCAGGCGGAUCUGCCUUUGGCUGACCGCAGAGCCCUGCUCCAAAAAGUUUUUGUCCAGAUCCUGGUGAAGCUUUGCACCUUUGUGUCUCCGGCGGAGGAGCUGGCCCAGAAGGACGACCUUCAGCUUCUGUUUAGUGCCAUCACAUCCUGGUGCCCCCCUCACAACCUGCCCUGGAGGAGGAGUGCAGGGGAGGUUCUGACCACAAUCUCAAGACAUGGCCUCAGCGUCAACGUGGUCAAAUACAUACAUGAGAAAGAGUGCCUGGCAACUUGUGUUCAGAAUAUGCAACAGUCAGAUGACCUCUCCCCACUGGAGAUCGUAGAGAUGUUCGCUGGCCUCUCCUGCUUCCUGAAAGACUCCAGCGGUGUGUCUCAGACCCUGCUGGAUGACUUUAGGAUGUGUCAAGGUUACACCUUCCUCUGUGACCUCAUGCUCAGGCUGGAACAGGCCAAAGAGGACGAAUCAAAAGAUGCACUGAAGGACCUUGUCAACCUGGUCACUUGCCACACAGUGCGUAAUAUCCAGGCCUUUGCUGUGCUCCAGAAUGCUUUCCUACGGGCCAAAACGAGCCGUCUUGCCUGCAUGCUGAUUGAUGCCAUUGGGAACAUCUACGCAGCUGAGCCAGCGAACUACUUCAUCCUGGAGUCCCAGCACACCCUGUCGCAGUUUGCAGAGCGUGUGGCCAAACUCCCAGAGGCACAGACCAAGUACUUUGAACUGCUGGAGUUUGUGGUCUUCAGCCUGAACUAUGUGCCGUGUAAGGAGCUGUUCAGCGUCAGCGUCCUGCUCAAGUCAAGCACGUCACACGCCUGCAGCAUCACAGCCGUGCGGACCCUCUUGAAGCUUUCCAGACAUGACCCGGUGUUCAGCGACGUGCUUCGGGAGGUCGGCCUACUGGAGGUGCUAGUCAACCUGCUGCACAAGUACGCUGCCCUGCUCAAAGACCCGGCCUCGCAACAGCAGCCACACAGUAAUGACCAAGCAGACUGCAAAAACAACACGGUGGCAGAGGAGCAGAAGCAGCUGGCCUGGCUGGUGAUGGAGACACUGACUGUGCUGUUGCAGGGCUCCAACACCACCAACACUAAUGCAGCUCUGUUCAGAGAGUUCGGUGGUGCUCGCUGUGUUCACAACAUUGUGAAGUACCGCCAGUGUCGAGAACACGCCCUCCUCAUCAUCCAGCAGCUUGUCCUGUCACCCAGUGGCGACGAUGACAUGGGAACGUUGCUGGGCCUCAUGCACUCAGCACCGUCCAGUGUUCGCCUUCUCCGUCCUCAGGCUUUAUUGUCGGUGUUGCGUGAGAGUCACCGCACGCGGACGGUGUUCCGCAAGGUGGGCGGCUUUGUCUAUGUCACCUCCCUCUUGGUAGCCAUGGAGCGCUCACUGUGCCAGCCGCCCCAGCAUGGCUGGGAACGUGUCAACCAGAACCAGGUCUUCGAGCUUCUGCACACAGUUUUCUGCACCCUCACUGCCGCCAUGCGCUAUGAGCCAGCCAACUCGCACUUCUUCCGCACAGAGAUCCAGUAUGAGAAGCUUGCUGAUGCAGUGAGGUUGCUUGGUUGUUUCUCAGACACUAAGAAGCUUGGUCCCACCUCAGUGUUCCCCUCCAAUGCUCAGCCUUUCCAGAGGCUGUUAGAGGAUGAGGCUGCACCUGGGGGCUGUGCAGGGGACAGUGUCUGCCCCACGCUCAAACACUGCAGCAAGCUGUUCAUCUACCUUUACAAGAUGGCUACUGAUUCAUUUGACAGUCGUGCAGAGCAGGUGCCUCCAUGCCUGACUCACGAGACCUCUCUGCCCUCUCCAUGGGGCACGCCAGCGCUCGCCAGGAAGAGACAUGGCUACUACGGUACAUCAGGCCCCCCUGCCCCGGUCAAAGUGCUGUCUGACCUUAAGCUCAGCCUAACUAACCCCUCCAGCCCUACUCCCUUUUCCUCCUCCUCAUCUGACAUGGUGGUUAUCCACCCAGGGGCAGUCCUGGCCAUUGUGGAUCUGCUGCCCUCUGUUUCCUCUGACAGCCAACCAGAGCAUGCCCUCGACCUACAGCUAGCAGUGGCCAACUUUCUCCAGCUGCUGGUGAACAGUGAGCGGAACCAGCAGGUGUUGUGUGAAGCCAGCCUUCACCAGCGGCUGCUGCAGCGCUGCAGUCAAGCCCUCGGGGAUGAAGACCACCCACUGCACCCACCGCUGCAGAGGAUGUUUGAGCGGCUGGCCUCACAGGCACUACAGCCGAUAGCACUCAGGGAAUUCUUACGUCUUGGGAACCCUCUGAACUGUGGCGCCUGGGACAAGAAGCUGCUGAAGCAGUACCGGGUCCACAAACCGAGCUCCCUUAGCUACGAUGCCGAGAUGAGAAACAGCAUGACAACGUCCAUGGAGGGCUUUGGCCCGGACUGCGUCUUUGCCAUGCCGGCAGAGGACAACGGCCAGUACCGCAUCAGCCGUAGCCUCGUGCGCUCAGCAGAGGACAGCACUGUGCCUCUAACUCGAGUCAAGUGCCUGGUGUCCAUGACAACGCCCCAUGACAUACGCCUGCAUGGAUCAGCGGUCACGCCUGCAUUCGUGGAGUUUGACACCUCGUUGGAGGGCUUCGGGUGCCUGUUUCUGCCUAGCUUGGCGCCCCACAAUGCUGCCAGCAACAAUGCGAACGCUUCCGGGGUCAGCGACGGAGCAGUGCUGAGCGGGAUGGGAACAGGGGAGCACAUGUUCCCCCCUCCAUCGGGCCUGAGUUACUCCACCUGGUUCUGUGUUGAGCGCUUCAGCACUGCUACCCAGUCUCAUCCGGUGCGUCUGCUGACGCUGGUGCGGCGGGCCACCUCCUCAGAGCAGCACUACGUAUGUCUGGCUGUGGUGCUGUCAUCCAAAGACCGCUCAAUCACCGUGUCCACCAAGGAGGAGCUGCUGCAGACAUAUUCGGAUGAGUCAAGUGAAGAAGCCUCUUUCUAUGAGAUCUUGCCCUGCUGUGCCCGUUUCCGCUGUGGAGAGCUGAUCGCUGAAGGGCAGUGGCACCACCUGGUGCUGGUCAUGAGCAAAGGCAUGCUGAAGAACAGCAUGCUUACACUGUACAUUGACGGGCAGCUUAUCAACACUGUCAAACUUCACUACAUCCAUAGUGUUCCAGGAGGCUCUGGCUCCACCAACCCACCUGUCGUGAGCACUGUUUAUGGAUAUGUGGGGACGCCUCCUGCCCAACGCCAGCUGUCUGGCCUGGUGUGGCGUCUAGGCCCUAGCCACUUCCUGGAGGAGGUUUUACCUGCCACCAGUGUUUCUGCCAUCUAUGAACUGGGACCAAACUAUGUGGGAAGCUUCCAGGCAGUGUACCUACCCUGUAAGGACUCAAAGACAGAAGUCGCACCUGCCACCCCUGUGGCUUUGGUCCCAGAGGAGAAGGUUUCUUUCAGCCUUUACGCACUCUCUGUCACUACUCUCACUGUGGCCAAAAUCAGGAAAGUCUACAACAAACUUGACAGCAAAGCCAUCGCCAAACAGCUUGCAGUAUCCUCUCAUGAAAAUGCCACUCCAGUUAAGUUGAUUCACAAUGCUGCCGGCCACCUUAUUGGACCUGCGCGAACUGUUGGGGCUGCUGUCAUUGGAUAUUUAGGCGUCCGCACCUUUGUGCCCAAACCUGUGGCCAACAACCUGCAGUAUGUAGGAGGGGCUGCCGCCAUCUUGGGCCUGGUAGCGAUGGCAUCAGAUGUGGAGGGGUUGUAUGCAGCGGUCAAAGCGUUAGUGUGUGUUGUGAAAAGUAACCCACUGGCCAGCAAGGAGAUGGAGCGAAUCAAAGGCUACCAGCUGCUGGCUAUGCUGCUGAAGAAGAAACGAUCUCUUCUUAACAGUCACAUUCUCCACCUCACCUUCUCUCUGGUGGGAACAGUUGACAGUGGCCAUGAAACUUCUAUCAUUCCCAAUUCCACGGCCUUCCAGGACUUGCUAUGUGACUUUGAGGUUUGGCUUCACGCUCCCUACGAGCUCCAUCUGUCUCUGUUCGAGCAUUUUAUUGAGCUUGAGGCUGCAAAGAAUGCCAAACUGCUGAGGGAAUUCCAGCUGAUCCCCAGACUGCUGCUAACGCUGCGGGACACAUCGCUGUCGCAGCCAACCGUAGCUGCUAUCAGCAACGUGCUCAGCUUGCUGCUUCAAGGCUUCCCAAACCCAUAUGACCUGCUGCGGUUUGGCCAGUUUAUCUCCUCCACUCUCCCAACGUUUGCGGUGUGUGAGAAGUUUGUCGUCAUGGAGAUAAACAAUGAGGAGAAGAUUGAUGGAGGUAAUGAUGAUGAUUUUGGUGGCCUCCUGUCUGCCAGCCUGAUUCUGCUGAGAAAUCAACUCCUAGAGAACCUGCGAAGGCUGCUCUUCACCACUAAAGAGAAGUGCACAGUUAAUGCCCAAGCAUGCGAUGAGCUUGUGAGAACGCUCGGCUUUGAUUGGCUGUUGAUGUUCAUGGAGGAGCAUCUUCACUCUAGCACCGUGACUGUGGCUCUGUGGAUCCUUAUAGUGCUGCUGUCCAACCAGUCUAUCCUCAACCGCUUCAAAGAGGGCCUGUGCGGAGGAGGCUGGCUGGACCACACUGACUCCGUCCUGACCAAUAAGAUUGGCACAGUGCUUGGAUUCAACGUGGGUCGCAGUGCUGGUGGGCGCUCCACAGUGCGAGAGAUAAACAAGGACGCAUGCCAUUUCCCAGGAUUUCCUGUCCUGCAGACGCUGCUGCCAAAACACACCAACGUACCCGAGCUCUACUUCCUUCUCAUGGCACUCUUCCUGCAGCAGCCAGUCAUCGAGCUGCCAGACAGCCUGCAGGUACAUUUUGACCUGGACUCCAUCUGGACGUUUAUCUUUGGCAUGCCAGCCUCCAGUGGGACCAUUGUGGGCUCCAUUCACAGUGUGUGCACCGAGGCUGCCUUCCUGCUGCUGGCUAUGCUGCGCAGCAUGCUUAAUCUGCCUUGGCAAUCGGAAGAAGAGGGUUCCUGGCUUAGAGAGUACCCGGUUACCCUCAUGCAGUUUUUUAGGUAUCUUUACCACAACGUGUCCGACCUUGCACCGAUGUGGCACAGCCCUGAGUUCCUCUGCGCCUUGGCAGCCAGCGUCUUCCCCUUUAACAUUAGACCCUACUCUGAGAUGGUGAGUGAUUUGGAUGAUGAAGCGGGUUCUCCCACCGAAGAGUUCAAGGCCUUCGCUGGGGACUCUGGGAUGAACCGCAGCCAGUCUGAAUACUGCAACGUGGGCUCCAAGACAUCACUGACCAACCACCCUGCCAAGAAAUAUGUCUUUGACUUUAUGAGGGUGCUAAUCAUGGACAACCUCUGUAUGACUCCAGCUAGCAAACAAACACCCAUCAUCGACAUGCUGCUUGAGGCGUCUCCAGAGCGCUCCACCAGAACCCAGCAGAAGGAGUUUCAGUCGAACAUCCUGGAUGGUGUCAUGGAGCAUCUACUGGCUGCUGACGUCCUUCUAGGUGAGGACGCGUCUCUGCCUCUUAGCAGCGGCGGCAGCUACCAGAUUCUGGUUAACAACGUCUUCUACUUCACCCAGCGAGUGGUGGAUAAACUGUGGCAGGGAAUGUUCAACAAGGACUCCAAGCUGGUUGUGGACUUCAUCGUGCAGCUAAUAGGACAGUCCAAGAGGCGUUCCCAAGGCCUUUCCCUCGACACCAUCUACCACUGUCUGAACCGAACUGUUCUCUACCAGCUCUGUCGACCCCACAAGACAGUAGCUCAGCAGGUAGCCCUGCUGGAUGCCCUGCGGGUCCUGACUGUCAACCGCAACCUGGUGCUCGGGCCAGGUAAUCACGACCAGGACUUUGUGGCGUGUCUGGCUCACUGCUUCAUCUGCCUGCACAGUGGAAGCAGCGUGGAGGGCUUUGGUCUGGAAGCGGAGGCCAGGAUGACAACCUGGCAUGUCAUGAUGCCCACAGAGAAUGAAGCUGACGGUACACACAGCCACGAUGUCAGCGAAGGGCGGCAGCUGCUGCUGAAGGCAGUGAAUCGUGUGUGGACAGAACUAAUGCACAGCAAGCGUCAGAUGCUAGAAGACAUCUUCAAAGUGUCUCUGCCCUGUAACGACAGGGGCCACGUAGACAUUGCCACGGCCCGUCCAGCUCUGGAGGAGCCUGCCCUGAAAAGCUGGCAGAACCACCUAGCUCAUGAGAAAAAGUACAUCAGUCGUGGUGAAGCUGUUGCCCCGGCAACCCAGUCCAAACUGUCUCGAGUCAGCAGCAACUUUGGACUCUCCAAGCUGACCGGAGUUCGUCGCAACAAGAAGGAGAACAGCCUGAACAAGAACAGCCCGUCUGCACAGGAGACUUUCCAGUGGAUGUUCACGCAUAUCGCGGUCGUUCGAGACUUGGUAGCCAUGCAGUACAAAGAAUAUCAAGAGCGGCAGCAGAAUGCCCUCAAGUACGUGACCGAAGAGUGGGCAUCCAUCGAAUAUGAACUGCUGCGCGAGCGAGGCCUCUGGGGCCCACCCAUAGGCUCCCACUUGGACAAGUUUGUGCUGGAGAUGACAGAAGGGCCCUGCCGGAUGAGGAAGAAGAUGGUCCGCAAUGACAUGUUUUACAUCCACUACCCGUACAUUCCUGAGACAGAGACAAACACCAACUCAGCACAGCCCUCUUCACCCCCUCUGGUGCCCUUAGUGCCCCUGGCUCUUGCUGGGACCUUUGGCCCAGCCCAGGUAUCUGCCAAGCCUCAGCGUUACCGCCGAGCCAUCAGCUACGACAGUAAGGAAUACUAUAUGCGUUUGCUGUCUGGAAAUCCUGGCAUGUACCAGCACUCUGUGGAGCACAACACAGAAGGGGAGACCACGCAACACGAGCCAGAGCAUGGAGAGGACACCAUUGCUCGAGUCAAAGGCCUGGUGAAGGCACCUCUGAAGAGGUCUCGAUCCACAGCGGAUGGCGCAGAUGAAGACAGUCAGGAGCAGAUCCAGGAGCAGCUGCUCGAGUCAGGAGGCCCGGAGGAGGAGCAGAGAACUGACAACACGUCACUGCUGCGCCUCCUGGAGGAGGGAGAGAAGAUUCAGCACAUGUACCGCUGUGCCCGAGUUCAAGGUCUGGACACCAGCGAGGGCCUGCUCCUGUUUGGAAAGGAGCAUUUUUACGUCAUUGAUGGCUACACCAUGACCGUAUCCAGGGAGAUCAGGGAUAUCGACACCCUGCCGCCAAAUUUGCACGAGGCCAUAAUUCCCAGAGGAGCAAGACAAGGCCAGAGCCAGCUGAAGAGAACUUGCAGCAUCUUCGCCUAUGAGGACAUUAAGGAGGUCCAUAAGAGACGCUACCUGCUACAGCCAAUGGCAGUGGAGGUCUUCUCAGCUGAUGGUAGGAACUACCUCUUGGCUUUCCAGAAGGGGGUCCGCAACAAAGUUUAUCAAAGGUUCUUGGCCGUGGUGCCUUCACUGGCUGACAGCUCAGAAUCAGUUUCAGGCCAAAGGCCCAACACCAGCGUUGAACAAGGGUCCGGACUUCUCAGCACACUGGUUGGUGAAAAGUCAGUGACUCAAAGAUGGGAACGGGGAGAGAUCAGCAACUUUCAGUACCUGAUGCAUCUGAACACAUUAGCAGGACGCUCGUACAACGACCUGAUGCAGUACCCUGUCUUUCCUUGGAUCCUGGCUGACUAUGACUCCGAGGAACUGGACCUUAGCCAUCCCAAGACAUUCCGUAACCUUGCCAAACCAAUGGGAGCCCAGACGGAUGACCGUCUGACGCAGUACAAGAAGAGGUACAAGGACUGGGAGGACCCCAAUGGUGAAACCCCAGCAUACCACUACGGCACCCACUACUCAUCGGCCAUGAUCGUGGCUUCUUAUCUGGUUCGGAUGGAACCCUUAACACAGAUUUUCCUGAGACUUCAGGGCGGUCAUUUUGACCUGGCUGACAGAAUGUUCCACAGUGUGCGUGAAGCUUGGCUGUCCGCCUCGAAACACAACAUGGCUGACGUCAAAGAGCUCAUUCCAGAGUUUUUCUACCUGCCAGAGUUCAUGCUUAACUCCAACAACUUUGAUCUGGGUGCCAAACAGAAUGGCACCAAGCUUGGAGAUGUUAUCCUCCCACCAUGGGCUAAGGGUGACCCCCGGGAGUUCAUUAGAGUCCACAGAGAGGCAUUGGAGUGUGACUAUGUAUCUGCUCACCUUCAUGAAUGGAUAGACCUUAUUUUUGGCUACAAGCAGCAAGGUCCGCCAGCCGUGGAGGCAGUGAAUGUCUUCCACCACCUGUUCUACGAGGGUCAGGUGGACAUCUAUAACAUCAACGACCCACUCAAGGAGACUGCCACCAUAGGAUUUAUCAACAACUUUGGACAAAUCCCUAAACAGCUGUUUAAGAAGCCCCAUCCUCCGAAACGGGUACGCAGCAAAGCCAAUGGCGAAGUAACGGGCAUCCCACAGAACUCCAACAGUGACAAGAUCUUUUUCCAUCACCUGGACAAUCUCAGGCCAUCUCUAGCUCCUGUUAAAGAGCUGAAGGAGCCUGUGGGACAGAUUGUGUGCACUGAUAAAGGCAUUCUAGCUGUAGAGCAAAACAAGGUCUUGGUUCCACCCACCUGGAGCAAGACCUUCGCCUGGGGCUACGCUGAUCUCAGCUGCCGUCUGGCUAACUAUGACUCAGACAAGGCAUUGGUUGUGUACGAGUGCCUGUCAGAGUGGGGUCAGAUACUCUGUGCCAUAUGUCCAAACCCCAAACUCGUCAUCACUGGCGGCACCAGCACAGCCAUCUGUGUGUGGGAGAUGGGAACCUCCAAGGAGAGGGCCAAAUCAAUUACUCUCAAACAGGCAUUGCUUGGCCACACAGAUGCAGUAACAUCUCUGACGGCUUCGUCAGCGUACCACAUAGUUGUUAGCGGCUCCCGGGAUAGAACAUGCAUCAUCUGGGACCUCAACAAGCUUUCCUUCGUCACACAGCUCAGGGGACACCGGGCACCCGUUUCCGCCUUGUGUAUCAAUGAACUGACGGGGGACAUCGUGUCCUGUGCAGGCACCUACAUUCAUGUGUGGAGCAUUAACGGCAGCCCCAUCGCCAGUGCCAACACCUUCACGGGCCGCAGCCAGCAGAUCCUGUGCUGCUGCGUGUCUGAGAUGAACGAGUGGGACAUGCAGAAUGUCAUCGUCACCGGCCACUCCGAUGGGGUUGUCAGGUUUUGGAGGAUGGAGUUCCUUCAAGUCCCUGAAACUCCUGCUCCGGAGCCAGCAGAACCCGAUGUCCCUGAUUGCUGUGGAGACGAAAAGAUCGAAGGCGGGGAGAGUCACAACGGUGAUGAUGACAGCAGUGAGUCAGAUGGAGAUGAGCCCAGUCUGAGUCGAGAACCCAGAGUGCCACGCACCCCUUUGACUAGUGGUGGCAGCCAGCUGGGCAGCACUGUCCACAGACACGGAGGUCCAUCAGUCCGAGCAGGAGCAUCUUGGUCCAUGGACAGUGGCUCUGACGACUCUCACCGCUGGUCAGACACUCUCAGCAUCGAUGAGAAGGACGGUUUUGUGUUCGUUAACUAUUCAGAAGGCCAGGGCAAAGGCCUUCACCCUCAACCAUCCUUUGCAUGCCAAAGUUCUAUGCCACAGCCUCUCCAUCCCUCUGCCAUGGAGGCACGCACAUAUAACCAGUUGCGGGCAGGCCACAGAUGGGAACGCCAGCUGGUCUUCCGGAGUAAACUCACCAUGCACACAGCAUUUGAUCGCAAGGACAAUGCGCACCCAGCUGAGAUCUCCUCCCUCUCCAUCUCCAAGGACCACAGUAAGAUCCUAGUCGGCGAUGGACGCGGCAGGGUGUUUAGCUGGUCAGUGAGCGAUCAGCCUGGCCGUUCAGCAGCAGACCACUGGGUGAAGGACGAGGUGGUUGACAGCUGCUCUGGCUGCACUGUUCGCUUUUCCCUCACAGAGCGACGCCACCACUGCAGGAACUGCGGGCAGCUCUUCUGUCAAAAGUGCAGUCGCUUCCAGUCAGAGAUCAAAAGGCUGAAGAUCUCAUCACCUGUACGGGUUUGUCAGAACUGUUACUAUAACCUACAGCAUGAGCGAAGUGUAGAUGAUGGCAGCAGAAACUGAGCUCCACCUCCACAGAGAUGCCUCCUCUGGAUAGAAGGAGCAUUUCAUUUCUCCAUCUGUAUUUUUCUCCCCCUGCUCAUCUGAAAUAACCCAAAACUCUGUCAGCUUUCCCAUUUACUCCAUCGAACACCCAGUUACCACAUGUACAGUAACAAGCUGACAAGACGCCUGAGCUGCAAAUGCGUGAGGCAGGACAGGAUAACAGAAUGAAAAGAAGAACUCAGUCAAUAUUGGCUAACCUGUACUGAGGCGGGGGGGAGGGUGUUUGUGUGUGUGU
Messenger RNA from Menidia menidia (Atlantic silverside), 10869 nucleotides. Lineage: Eukaryota; Metazoa; Chordata; Actinopteri; Atheriniformes; Atherinopsidae. The record is from the annotation of a GenBank genome assembly.